UUUCACGUGUGUUCGUACCUUCUGUUAAUUUCCACUCUGCCAACAAUGAAUAAUCGUCGCUUUAAUAAAUACGUAACUUUUACUUCAACGUUGCUUUUAAACUAUUUAAUUGUGUACAAAAAAUCUCAUGCGUAUGAAACGAGUACCACAUGCACUGCGAAUUCGAGUGUCGUCCACGAAGAACUUUGGUCAACGGCCGAGGAAUGUUUACGUACGUGCAGAGAGCACGAAAAGCCACGUUAUUGUUACUACCAUUUCACGCUGGAAUAUUACACGACCAUGAAUCGAGCAUGUGAAUUCUGCCGACCGAAGUACACGAAUCAGCUUUCCAAUUCCGGGGAAUGUCAGUGCAUCGAAGCGGAUGGUGUCGAGAAAACUGUUCUGAGCAUCAACAGAAUGAUACCAGGACCCAGUAUCCAGGUUUGUCAAAACGAUAUGGUGAUAGUCGACGUGCACAAUAAAAUCGAUGGGAUCGAGGUGAGCUUACACUGGCAUGGAAUCUUCCAAAAUGGAUACCAGUACUAUGACGGAGUGCCUUAUGUGACCCAGUGCCCGAUCAAUUCUCACAAUGUCUUUCGGUACCAGUUUCGCGCGAAAAAUGCUGGGACACACUUUUAUCACUCGCACUUAUCGGUCCACAAAAUAGACGGCCAAUAUGGCACUCUCAUCGUACGCAAACCACCCAAACUGGACAUUCAAACGAAAUAUUACGACCAAGAUCUGCCCACUCAUGUACUCUUACUGAGCGAUUGGAUGCAUCACUUGUCAAUGGAACGCUUCCCUGGACGAGGAAGCCGUCUCAAGGGACAGUUGCCCCAAAACAUACUUAUCAAUGGUCGAGGAACCUGGCAGGAUCCUGUCACUGGAAAAUUCACGACCACGAGUCACGAAGUAAUCCACGUUGAGGCUGGAAAACGCUACCGGAUUCGGAUGAUAAAUUCUUUCAGUACAGUCUGCUUAGCUCAGUUGAAUAUCGAGGAUCACAAACUCAUAAUAAUCGCGCAGGACGGAGAGGACGUCGAGCCCAUGCCGGUGGAUACGAUCGUGACAGCGAGUGGAGAAAGGGUGGAUUUUGUGCUGAUUGCGAAUCAACCGUCGAAUCGCUCGUACUGGAUUCAGGUCAGAGGAAUGGGGGAGUGCGGCGGAUCGCUCAUGAUUCAACAACUGGCUUUUUUGAGAUACGCGGAAGCGUCGGUAACUUUGCCGCCUACCGAGCGUCCGACAUAUUAUAGAGGACUCCGCCGAGGCAUUCUCUACAACCCAAUAGACGCAGUUUGCAAUCCCGAAGUUUCGAUUUGCGUAAAUAAACUGAAAAACGCGGAGAAAGACGAAGCGGAGCUCUUGACCGUCGACGCCGAUUAUCAAUUCGUAAUUCCGUUCGAAUUCUUCGAUUACAUCCAUCAACCUCGUAACUUUUUUACUCCUGGCACCUUCGAGACAUACUUGAGCAUCGGCGGAGACAUCCUGGUAACCAGUAUUCUUCAUAACGUGAUGCCACAAAAUACACCGGGACCAAUCAUUUUGGACCCAAACGUCGAAGCCCUGACGUGCGAUUUAGCCAAAAUUAAAACCGAGCCUUCUGCUCGUCCGGCCAAAUGCGUUUACACGCACAACGUCAAGAGAGGAUCGAUUGUGGAAUUUGUCCUAUAUGACAGAAUUUUACAACCGUUUUUGAGUCAUCCGUUCCAUCUUCACGGUUACGCUUUCCGGAUAUUCGACGUUGGCCGAUUUCCUGAUAAGCUCAAUAUCACGGAUGGCGAUAUCGAUUUCGUUAUUCGUAAUCAUCGGCAACGAUUGGUCAGAGGAGAAUAUAAACGAGUCCCUGGCAAAGACACAGUCGUCGUGCCACAAGGCGGUUGGGCCAUAUUCAGAAUUAAGGCUGAUAAUCCGGGUUGGUGGUUAUGCCAUUGCCAUUUCGUUUGGCACAAUCCAAUCGGCAUGCAGUUUAUUCUUCACGUUGGUGAGCCGAGUGAUCUUCCUGUGGUACCGACUAAUUUUCCCCGCUGCGGAAAUUUCGUCUCGCCGGUUUGUCCUCACGAUUGAAGCAGAUGCGGAUAAACCCGAGAUCAGAAGUUGAGUUUGAUAUAAGUUAAGGAGGGUGGCUAGGGACGAUACAAUGUUGCCAUGCUAAACCAUGUUGAAUACAUAAAAAAUUUCAAAAUUAUAAGAAUUUAAUUAAAUUUGGUGAACAUAUUCUU
This is a messenger RNA of Venturia canescens, 2198 nucleotides long. RefSeq names its product oxidoreductase OpS5-like. The coding region runs from base 46 to 2043 and encodes 665 amino acids. The transcript has 11 exons. Gene Ontology annotation, molecular function: oxidoreductase activity; copper ion binding. The record is from RefSeq and is a predicted model, not a curated record. Lineage: Eukaryota; Metazoa; Arthropoda; Insecta; Hymenoptera; Ichneumonidae.